CAAGAGACCAGCAGCGUCCCUGCACCACUUGACCCUCACCUCUUCUUCCAUUGUUCACUUCACGACGUACGCUCCCAGUGCGCGAGAAGCCACCCCCAUUGUAUUCUCGACACGCUCGAUCCCACACUCUGCGCGCCCCCGGAAUGAGGUAGCCUUUCGAUUGUUCUCAGCUCCCUGACCGGACUGAGCCUUGGACGACGACGCUUCUAACCACUGGCGUUGAUCCUUUGGGGGUUCGAAUUCAAUCUACGCUGCCGAAGCGUGAAUUGCAGCCAUCGCCUACAGACUGACGCCGGGACAUUGGCCUCUCCCGAGCCCACCAGCCUCUGCCACAUCAUCAUCCUCUUCAAGCACGACCCCCAUUGAUUUAGAGACUCUUGGCCGCUGCUGCGACGGAAAAAAACGAGUGGCGCGUUCUCGGCCGGCCCUAUGAAUAGAGACCAUCGCGCUCCGGCUGGGCCCAGACGGGAGAACCAGUCGCCCACCAGGAGACCGCUGAACCUGAACCCCCCCAGUCCCACCAAGAUCGGCUCCAUCAGACGGCCCACCGUCGACGCUCCAAUGCUCAGUGCGUCCUCUUCCAACAACCACUCCCUCUUCUCUUUCGGGGCUGGGAAUGGCGUGUCCAAUAACGUGACCGACAUCGCCAACGCAUCCUUCGAGUUUCUGCCCUCGGUCAGCUUCGACGACCUCCAGAGCAGCCUCGAGUCUGCAUCGACCGACUUCAAACUCACGCAAUUUCCUUCACCGACUGGGCAGGGAACAAUUUUGGGCGAUCGAAGUGCGGGCAACAACCACAACAUGGUCGAGCGCCCCGACAUGACACGGCCAAGCGCCGCUGCCCAUGCCUUGCCUCAGCAGCCUGCCAUCACGCGUUCACGAACAGGCUCAAUUCUACGAAGACCUAGCACGUCAAGCAGGCCGCCUCAACCUAGCACUGCUUCUACGCCAUCUGGUACCCCAGGCGUGCCCAAUCCUCCCACUGCUCCGGCUGCCAUGCGUGCGCGCCGACAAAGUCAUUAUCCCCCAGUCUCCAACCCCAAUCCCGCCAAGCCGCCACGGAAGUCAACUGGAGAUGUUCAGCUGGGAGAGGCUCAGGUCAAAGAGGUGCAGACCCGAAAGCGGAGACCUAGUGCGGUGUCUUUAUCAGACAGGCCCGUCCUCGAGGCUUCAAGAGCGUCAGUGGAUGUUGCACCUCGAUCUACGGUAGUGGAGAGCAUGCGGCACCUGACAAGCUCGAGGGCAUCCAAGGCAAGGUCUGUGCAGCCAUUGCCCAGAUCCAACCAGGAUAUGCUCACACCAGACACCACGCUCAAACCCGAACAUACUCACAUAGCUAUGGCAAUGCCUCGCUCCCCCAACAGAGUUGCCGCCAAGGGUUCUACUCCAAGCUCAGCGAAACGGAUAUCUGUCAUGCCAGGAACUCAUCAUGCCAGUCACGCCACUGGACUGGGUGCACGAACUAUCAGCCCUACCGAUACAAGACGAAUGAAACGCCUAUCUACGAUGCACCACGUUCAACAGGGCCCUGUUGCUGGCGCUUCCCCCGCGCUGCCCCAUCCACCACCUAUUUCGGCCGACGGUCGCGCCUCGUCUCGAUCCCCCUCUAUGCUGCCUCGAAAGAUCUCGACCCCUUCGUCUUCACGAACCACGCCCGACCACACCAGAAAGUCAUACAGCUCAGGUCUGUCCGUCAACUCAAGCACCAGUCUCAACACGGUGCGGACGUCCACUGGCUCCAUGCAGCAGCGAGCAAUGCAAGGUGCAAAUAGUUCGCGAUUGCCUGCCCCCAAGGCGCUCAAUCUUCACAAUUCGGCGAGCUUUGACAGCAGCGAGGAAGUGCCACCGGUGCCCGCGAUUCCAAAGGCGUACGAGUCUCCAAAGGAGGCGCAUCUCGAAGCUGCUUCGUUUCUGGAGAAGAGGAGGUCCAACCUGGCCUAUGAUGCCAGCAGCAUCCAUAGCAAUUCCACAGCGAGUAUAUCGGGCGCGCAGACGAGUGAUUCAGCACCUGCCAAGCUUCAACGUAAGCCAAGUAACAGGAAGACAGUACACACCUCGAAGCUGGAUCUCGAGAAGAAUCCUGCGGCAGCUCAGUCGAAGAAGAGCUUGCAACCGCUGCGGUUGCCGCCCAUCACCCUUGGUCCCCUCAGCACCCCAACCGCGGCCAAGAUUGCUGCUCUUCAAACUCAUGGUGACAGAAAUCUCUCCCCGCCCCCAUCAAGGCAGAUCCCAAAAACGCCGACGACUCCCAUGACGGCAUCGAAGGGCACAUUUUUUGGAAGAAUACGGCCUGAAGACAGGGCCGAUAUACAGCAUCUCAGGAGCAGCGCGUCGGUGCAGAGGCUUCAUCGUGAAAGUCCUGCCACUACGGCAGAGCCACCGACCAGUUCUACUGAGUCCUUUGCUGGUGUGAAGAAUGGAACCGCCAGAUCAGGGCCGUCGCCUUUCUUGAGCCAGUCGGUGCCGAAAGGAGGGAACUUCGAGACUACUUUGUUCAAAAGGUCAAAAACUGGCGGGGAUUUCACCCAGCCUUUGGAUGCAGCAGCAGACGUGCCAGUUCAACACAACAAGCCCUCGGGGCCCCGAGCGCAAAAGUCUGUCGCGACACGGCCUGCAGGUGGAAAAUCCCCGCCACCGCGUCCCAGUCCGGAGGAGCCGCCCACUCCUUCUUCCAUGAGCUCUCUCAGGCGCAAAUUGAGCUUGUCCUGGAAGAGAAGCGCCUCCAAAGCCAGCGGAAGCCAAGGACACCACGGAGAGCAAAACGCCGUCAAGCAUGAUUCAAUGCCACCGCCGAGGAUUCCUGUCUCGGCAACUCUGAACAACCUUCCCACCGGCAAGCCUCCAAGUCCCACUCCGUCCACGAAAUCCAAUGGCAAUGGGACAUAUCUGGAGUCACGAAGACGGAAGAGCUCGGCCUCCAGCUUGAAUGCGGUGCUUUCCGGGGAACGAAAUCGCGGUGAUACCGGUACAGCAGCUAAGAAGGAUUCGACCCUGGGAACAGUGAACGAGCGUGCUACGGUUCCCCACAACUCGUCUGUGGUGCAAAGGAUACUGAAACCUAAGGGCUCUACGGCAACUCUUCGACACCACGACGUUUGGAAUUCGGAACUCGACAAGGACGAUUUGAUUGCAGAAGAUGAGAUGAGGAAGCUUGGUUCACGGCGUAAGGAUACUGAGCUGGCAGCCAGAACUUUGGAUGCUCUCCGCAAACGUGCCUCGGCCAAGGAGCGCGUCAGCCCUCAAGAAGCCAUCAGAAUUGCAGUUCUCAAUAUCUACGAACGGGGAGAGAUUGUGGACUAUAAGGACAUCUACUUUUGCGGCACACAAAACGCGGCAAAGGUUGUGGGUGAUGUUCAGUCGGAGAGUCCCAAUUUCGGCUACGACGAUGAGCGCGGUGACUACAGCAUCGUACCCGGUGACCAUCUUGCGUAUCGCUAUGAAAUCAUAGACGUGCUCGGAAAAGGAAGUUUCGGUCAGGUGGUACGGUGUAUCGACCAUAAGACUGGCGUUCUCGUAGCCGUCAAAAUCAUCCGCAACAAGAAAAGGUUCCAUCAGCAAGCCCUGGUUGAGGUCAAUAUUUUGCAGAAACUCCGCGAAUGGGAUCCCAAAAACAAACACAGCAUGGUCAACUUUACGCACAGCUUUUACUUCCGAGGACAUCUUUGCAUCUCCACCGAAUUAUUGGACAUGAACCUCUACGAAUUCAUCAAAUCGAACGCUUUUCGGGGUUUCUCACUGAAGCUGAUCCGCAGAUUUACCAAGCAGAUGCUGAGCUCACUCAACCUACUAAAGCAGCACAAGGUUAUCCACUGCGACUUGAAGCCCGAAAAUAUUCUCUUGCGCCACCCUCUUCACUCGGAGAUCAAGGUUAUUGAUUUCGGUUCGAGUUGUUUUGAAACGGAAAAGGUGUACACGUACAUUCAAUCCCGGUUCUACCGUUCCCCCGAAGUUAUCCUUGGUAUGCAGUACGGUCUGCCCAUCGACAUGUGGUCUCUGGGUUGCAUUCUCGCCGAGCUCUAUACGGGUGUGCCAAUUUUCCCUGGCGAGAACGAGCAGGAGCAGCUGGCCUGUAUUAUGGAAGUGUUUGGCCCACCGGAAAAGCAUCUCAUUGAGAAGUCGACACGUAAGAAGUUGUUUUUCGACAGCAUGGGCAAACCUCGCCUCACCGUCUCCUCAAAGGGCCGUCGCAGACGCCCAUCCUCAAAAACACUACAACAAGUGCUCAAGUGCGACGAUGAAGCAUUUUUGGACUUUAUCGCACGCUGCCUCCGCUGGGAUCCCGACCGCCGCAUGAAGCCUGAAGAGGCGAUUCGCCACGAGUUCAUCACUGGCCAGAAGACAUCUGUCCCCAUCAGAAUGCGCGAAGGGUCCCCCAGCAAGCGUACCAAUAGCAUCUCGGCCCCCAGACCCCUUCCCGAGCCUCCAGCAGCCGUGAGGGCCGCUACUAUGCGAGCGCGGGAGGCUUCCGGUCCCAACAACGGGUCGGUCGGUACGAAAACCGGAAGCAUGCCAACAGCCGCGGCCCGUAGGACCUCCAACAUGAGCACCGCAUCUAGCAUGAAUGGCAGUAUCUCCAGUGUGAAGCGUACGAGUAACGGAACCACAACGACUUAUACCAACGGCAAUGGCACCAUCGGCCCCAGCAGUUUACCUAGAGCAUCUCUGCGCAGCGUGAGUGGUGGGGUUGGGCCUGUGGGCCUGUCCAACAACUCCAAAACAGACCUUGCCGCAGCAGGUGCAAACGCAGCCAUGAGUCGCCGCGCAUAGGAGGGACGGGCCUAGGAGGAGCGGACCGCACGAAGAUCGAGGGUACAGCGGCGCUCUCGCAAGACUCAGUAACGAUGUCAAAUACGCAACCUUGGAAACAGGCCAAGCACUUUAUUCCUUUCGUAUGGCGGUAUCGGUUAUCAAAAAUAUGGGUAGACUACUGGUCUUGGAGACGACUUGGGGUAAGGUUGGGAUGGUAACGACGGACGGGAUUCAAAAGUUGUGGUGUUCAGACAUGAUGGUAGUUGCAAGUGUUUUUUUGGCCUCUCUGGACACUUUUCCCAGUGGCAUGAUUAUGCGGGAGGGGCCGCAGAGAAAGUGAUGAUACCAAAUGUUUAUCCUUUUAUUUAUUCUGUCUCUCUUUUGUUCAUUUUGCAUGGCAUUGCGCGCGCGGUUGUGGGUUGAUGUUGCGCAGACUACUUACUACAUUUUUUUUGGUUGGGUUGGGGAAGGGUUUGUGAUGAAUGAAAUGGCGAUUAGUUGAUAAGGUGGGCGCGUGUGUGUGUGUGUGGAUG
Molecule: messenger RNA, 5282 nt
Organism: Podospora bellae-mahoneyi
Lineage: Eukaryota; Fungi; Ascomycota; Sordariomycetes; Sordariales; Podosporaceae
Gene: POM1
Product: serine/threonine protein kinase, CMGC, dual-specificity
Exons: 3
Coding region: 430-4767 (1445 amino acids)
Biological process (GO): peptidyl-threonine phosphorylation; peptidyl-serine phosphorylation
Cellular component (GO): cytoplasm; cytoskeleton
Molecular function (GO): ATP binding; protein serine/threonine kinase activity; protein serine/threonine/tyrosine kinase activity
Source: RefSeq, a predicted model, not a curated record